Messenger RNA from Closterium sp. NIES-67, 2549 nucleotides. Lineage: Eukaryota; Viridiplantae; Streptophyta; Zygnematophyceae; Desmidiales; Closteriaceae. The record is from the annotation of a GenBank genome assembly.
UGCUUUGUUGAUAGGUCGCGCGUCUUGUUCUACCACGCCAGUUGGUGAUGGUUCUUGUAACCUUGUCCUCCUCGACGCUUCUGUUGCCGCGGUUAUCGCCGCAUAAUCAGGCAGCCCUUAGAAGUCUUGCGGGUAGCACCGUUCGUGAUUCGUAGUUACGACCGUCGAUUGUCGCGUAAAAAGAAGUAAAAUUCCAGCCCGUAUUUGUCCAAGAUGAGUAGAGGCGUGGGUCAAGGUGGCUUCCCUAACCCUAAUCAGGACCCUUUCGCCGGGAUGGGCUUCGGAUUCGGUGCAAGCCUUUUCAACGAUCCGAUAUUCGCAGACCCGUUUUUCGCGGAUCCGUUCGGCUCCAUGUUCGGUCGGCAAGCCGGGACAGCCGGACGCGGAUUUCCCGGCGGGGGGUUCGGCGAGCCGUUCGGAUUCGAUCUCCCGCAUCAACAGCACCUGCAGAAUCACCGGCGUCAGCAUCAGGAGCAGCACAGCAGGCACCUUCAGCAGCAGCAGCAGCAGCAGCAGGAACAGCUACAGUACCAGCAGCAGCAGCAGCGUCAGCGCCAGCAGCAGCAGCAGCAACAGCAGCAGCGUGUAUCUGCACCGUCCAUUCAAGAGGUUCGCGAUGACGAAACCGGGUUACCCGGGUACCAGCCCAGCGCGAGACGAGCAGGCGCUACAGGGCCCGGUUCUCGAGGAACGGGAGGUGGCGAGCGUGCAGGGCGAAGGAGCAGAUCUUAUAACGCGGACGAGCCUAUAGUAGAGCUGCCUGACGAUGACGAGGAGGAGGAGCAGGACGGGAAGAGGAGGCGAGAAGGCGAAGAAGAGGAGGAGGAGGGGGAGAGAGUGCACGAGCAGCAGCAGCAGUACCCCCAGCAGAGGCGCUCUGGUUAUCAGCAGCAGCAGCAGCAGCCGCCUCAGAGGGGAUCUAUGAGGCAGGAGGAUCGUGGCCCACAGCAAGCAGCCGCGCCCAACUCCACCCACCAAACCCUGGUUGCCUCAUCGUCGCCCUUCAACGCCCUUGGUCUCUUCGGUGGCGGGUUUGGCGGUCUGGCUGGUGGUGCCUUUGGUGCUGGCAUGGGGGGAGGCUCCUCCUCGUAUUCCUUUCAGAGCUCCUCGGUGACUUACUCGGGGAUUGGCGGGCAGACGUACUACUCUGAGUCAUCGUCGCACCAAGUUGCUGCUAACGGGGUGGUGGAGGCACAGCACUCGCGGCGUGAUUCCAGGGGGCACCAGAGUAUGACAGUGGCACGGGGGCUGGGAGAUAAGGCCCGCACACUGAGCUGCACUAGGGAGGGCGAGCAGCAGCGGUCGUAUGAGGUGCUUCACAACAUGUCGCAAGAGGAAGCAGCCACAUUCGACAGCACGUGGCAGCACCAUGCACGCCACGCCCUCCCGCCCUCAGCCUCCACUCCCGCUGCCCCCUCCGCCCGUCUCGCCCUCCCAUCCACCACGCUCCCUCAACCCUCCUCGACCUCCCGGGGCUCUAGACCCUCUGGGGGGGCCAGAGGGGGAGGGCAGACCUACGGGUACUAGAGCAAGUUUCCCGAGUAGUUGGCGCCCCUUCUGCCCACCUCGCCCUCCCAUCCACCACGCUCCGUCAACCCUCCUCUCGCCAUCCCUAUUCUUCCUCCCGGGGCUCCAGACCCUCUGGGGGGGCCAGAGGGGGAGGGCAGACCCACUGAUACUAGAGCAAGUCUCCAGAGUAGUUGCCACCCCUUCCACUCGCCUCGCUCUCUGUUCCACCACUCUCCCUCAACCCUCCUCGCGCCAUCCCUCCUCUUCCUCCGAAGGCUCUGGGUCUUGUGGGGGGGGCAGAGGGGGAGGGCAGGCCCACGGGUACUAGAGCAAGAAUCCAGAGUAGCCGCCCCCUGUGGGUCGGCUCGUCUCGCUCUCCCUUCCACCACGCUCCCCCGAUCCUCCUCGCGCCAUCCCUCCUCUUCCUCCUGGGGCUCUAGACCCUCUGGGGGGGCCACAGGGGGAGGGCAGACCCAUGGAUACUAGAGCAAUUUACCAGAGUAACUGCUGCCCCUUCCGCCCUUCUCACUCUCCCUUCCUCCACGCUCCCCCAGUCCUCCUUGUGCCAUCCAUCCUAGUUUUGAGGCCCCUAGUUUUGAGGCGCCUCAAAACAGUCCUCGCGCCAUCCAUCCUCUUCCUCCUGGGGAUCGCAUGGGGGGAGCAGAGGGGGAGGGCAGGGCAGACGUAUGGUUACUAACUUACUAGAGCGAAUCGCCUCAGGAGAUACCCAGAGUAAUUGAUGCACCUCUUUGGAGCCGGAACUACCGCAGUAGUUGUUGUCUCAGCUGCCUUCACGUGCCUCCCUACUGAGAGGCAGGGCCCUGUGCGGACGAUUCUGAUUGUAUGGGGUACGAGGAGAAGCAAGUGCCAUGUGCUGUGAUGUGUUGCAGUGCAGGUGCUUAGUUGCAAGCAAGGUCAGUAAGCUUUUGUUGCGGCGAGGGGAUAUGCUUGUUUCAUCCUGAACUCGGUUCGAUUGUAAAUACAUGGGAUGUGACAUGGAAGGUACUGUAGUGUUCAGUGGUCAUUACUAUUUCUGAAAU